Messenger RNA from Castor canadensis (American beaver), 976 nucleotides. It is a transcript of the gene Or10p1, whose product is annotated as olfactory receptor family 10 subfamily P member 1. NCBI's taxonomy places the organism in Eukaryota, Metazoa, Chordata, Mammalia, Rodentia, Castoridae. Gene Ontology annotation, molecular function: olfactory receptor activity; G protein-coupled receptor activity. The record is from RefSeq and is a predicted model, not a curated record. Gene Ontology annotation, cellular component: membrane. Gene Ontology annotation, biological process: G protein-coupled receptor signaling pathway.
GCUUCUGGCCUGAAGUAAUGGCUGAGGAAAACCAUACUUCAGUGCCUGAAUUCUUCCUCCUGGGCUUCUCUGACCUCAGGGCCCUUCAAGGUCCCCUGUUCUGGGUGGUUCUUCUGGUCUAUCUGGUUACCUUGCUGGGUAACUCCCUGAUCAUCCUCCUUACCCAGGCCAGCCCUGCACUGCACUCCCCAAUGUACUUCUUCCUGCGCCACUUUUCCGUGAUAGAGCUCCUCUACACCAGUGACAUUGUGCCCAGGACACUGACUGAUCUGGCCUCUCCACACCCCCGGGCCAUCUCCUUCCAGAGCUGUGUAGCACAGAUGUACGUUUUCAUUGUCCUGGGCAUCUCUGAGUGCUGCCUGCUCACAGCCAUGGCAUAUGACCGCUAUGCAGCCAUCUGCCAGCCACUGCACUACUCUACCCUCAUAAGCCAGCGAGCCUGUGUGGCCAUGGUGGGCAUGUCUUGGCUCAUGGGUAUCAUCACAGCCACCACUCAUUCCUCCCUCAUCUUCACUCUGCCUUUCCCCAGCCACCCAAUCAUUCCACACUUCCUCUGCGACAUUCUGCCAGUACUGAGACUGGCAAGUGCUGGGAAGCACAGGAGCGAAAUCUCUGUCAUGACAGCCACCGUGGUCUUCAUACUGGUCCCCUUCUCUCUGAUUGUCACCUCUUAUGCCCGCAUCCUGGGUGCAAUCCUGGCAAUGGCUUCCACUCGGAGCCGACACAAGGUUUUCUCUACCUGUUCCUCCCACCUGCUUGUGGUCUCCCUCUUCUUUGGAACAGCCAGCAUCACCUACAUUCGGCCUCAGGCAGGCUCCUCUGUUACCAUAGACCGCAUCCUCAGUCUCUUCUACACAGUCAUCACACCCAUGCUCAACCCCAUCAUUUAUACCCUUCGUAACAAGGAGGUGGCAGGGGCCUUGCAAUACAUGAUAAAGAAGCAGGUUCCUUCAUCCUGAAGGGAUUUGAGGAUAUC